AUGAGUGCUGGUGUUAAGCUCCGUUAUCGCGAGCUGCUGCGCAAGCUGUCGCAGGCAGAGGCCGACAACCAGCGCAUCGUCCAAGUCAUGGAGUCGGAGCGCGCGGGCUUCCAGGACCGCCUCGACAGGCUGCGCUCGCAGAACGAUGCCAUCAUCGGCAAGUCGCUCUCUGUCCAGGCCAAGCUCGCUGAUGCUGCCGCGGCAAAGGACAAGCUAGCCCGGCUCGAGCAUGAGCACAAAGCCAUGGCAGAGGCCAAGGCCCGCGCAGAAGCCCGCGCGCUCGAGGAUGCUGCCGCUCGCGCCAAGGCCGAGGCGCGGGCCCAGGCCGAGGCAGAAGCCAAGGCCCAGGCUGAGGCCGAAGCGCAGGCCAGGGCCGAGGCCGAAGCGCAGGCCCGAGCUGAGGCCGAAGCCAAGGCCCAGGCUGAGGCAGAAGCCAAGGCCCAGGCUGAGGCCGAAGCGCAGGCCAGGGCCGAGGCGCAGGCGUCGGCGCAGACACAGGCACUGACACAGGCGCACUGCAGCCCAGCUUCCUCGCUGCGUCACCGCGCCCCGCCGCAUCGGACGCCUAUGUCGCCGAUCCGCCCGCCCGCGGUCGCGUCGGUGGAGGGCUCACCGGUGGUCCACACCCCGCCGAUGCUGGCAGUGACCAAACCGGCCGCGGGCCAGACACCAGCCAACGACUCGCUUCUUCUCUCGCCCUCUGUCUCGCCACUGACGCCAGGCAUGGCUCAGCGGCAGAGUGUUCCGCCCGAGGUCCAGGCGCAGGUCUCCGAGUCGCUGGCUGCAUCGUCACUGCUGGCCGAGUACGAGCGGCUGCGCGCCAUCCACGCCGGUACUACGCCGCCGCGCCCGAGCCCUGACAGCGCUCCGGCAGUCAUCACUCCGGCACGUCGAGUCCAAGCGCUGCGUGCGCGGAUCAUGGAGGUCGAGCGCGCAGCAGAGGCCGCAGACGACGAUCUCGCUCCACGCCGCGGUGCGGCGCUCAGCUUUGCCGAUGAUGACGACGAUGAUGAGGCUGAGACCGGCUACGUCUACGACGAUGAGCUCGAACCGUACUCGGGCUACGACGAUGAAGGCGACGCUUGCUACUCUGAGUUUACCUACGACGAAGCUGACGAGGGGAAUGAUUCGGAGACCUUGGCCAUGGAGCGCGCGGCCGAAGCCAUUUACCGCGCCUACUUUCGCGCCAAGCACCGGGUUCCUGACUCUCCGGCCUCGCCCGACCGGUCGAGGCGGCGACAUCGCUCACGUGUCGAGUACCCGCGGUCGCCGUCGCGGUCACCGUCGCCGCCGCGGGCGUCACGCCUCUCCCACUCCCGCACCCACACCCACCACACGUCGCUGUAUGCCGAGCCACCACAGACGCGAGUCUACUCGCUCUUUGAUCUGGUCGACGAGCUGGAGGCGUCAGGCGUCGGAUUUGCAUCGCCGCCGCCGCCGCGCUCGCCGUCGCCGCCGCCACGCCCACCUCCGCCGCCUCGCCACCAGGCAUCGCGGCGGCAGAAUGCAUCGCGGCGGCAGAAUGCAUCGCGGCGACACCGCAGCUCGCGGCGACACAACCGAUCACUCUUCUCCGAGCCGUCUGUUCAGGCUGGAGAAUACGAGCCGUCCGAAGCCGAUUUGGAUCUGCUGUCGAUGAUGGCGUCGCUGGCGGGUUCGCCUGGCAAGCGCAGCGCUCACAGCUCGCGCAGACACCGUCGGUGGUAGCAAACCAGCGGUUUAUCCCCUCAUCAAAAGAUAGAGCUUGUUCC
Messenger RNA from Thecamonas trahens ATCC 50062, 1751 nucleotides. RefSeq lists its product as uncharacterized. Bases 1 to 1707 code for a protein of 568 amino acids. Lineage: Eukaryota; Apusomonadida; Apusomonadidae. The transcript has 2 exons. The record is from RefSeq and is a predicted model, not a curated record.